AUGUCAUUCAAGAAUCAAUUUAAUUUUAAUAUAUCAAAGUCGACCCCCACGACAUCAACAAAUAAUACUAAUACGACAAGCAACAGCAAUUCGACAUCUAAUGAUAAUCCACAACCAACUACAGCAAAACCGCCACCUUUCAUACUGAAUAUAUUGUUGAAAAGUAACUUUGACAGUUCUGUAUCCACCAACAAUUCUAGUAAGACCCCGCCAAAAUCGUCGUCUCCAAGAUUAUCAGCUACAGGAGUCGUUCCUGCGGUCGUUACUAUUGAUAAUGGAGAACUAAUAGGUAACAAUACUUCUAAUACUUCUACAGACUCAUCUAAAACAGAUUUAAUUGGGUUGUUUGAUAAAUUCGAUAUCAACAAAGAUGAUAAAGAACAGACUAAACCAGAGCAUGAAGAGCAUCACCCUAUCACAGAAAAACACGAGGAUGAUGAAGUUUCACACGAAGAUAAAUUAGAAAAAAUGGUACUGGAUGAUGACGGUGACGAUGAAGAGUCACAUAAAGAAAAGGAAGUGGUGUCAGAGAAAGAAGGAACAUCGACUAAAGAUAUAACUCUGUCUCCAUCUAUUAAGCAGACUGAACAAAAAAAUAGUGGAACUACUUCAUUUGCUGCACUUAUGACAAUUCAGCCUUACAUUCCACCUGAAGAAAAAGAGGUUCACGAAAAGCACGAGGAAUCAGUUAAUGAUGAUAAUUUAAUUGAUUUAGAUGACAGGGAAACAUCUAAAAGUAAAAAUAACAAUUUGCAUGAUGAUCCGGUACAAUCGGAGUCCACGAAUGUAAAUCAAGUUGAAAGCAGCACACCAAAGGGCAACUUUCUUGAUAUUGCGGGGUCUGAGAAAGAACAAUCUGGAGUCGAAGAAUUGAGUUUAAAAGUAGGAGAUUCUGAAUCUAAAACAACUAGUGAUGUGCCCACUGAAGAUGUAUCAACCUCUGACGCAAAUAAAUCCCAUAAACACAGAUUCCAAAUUAAUGAUUCUUCGGAGCAAAACAAACAAUCGCAUAAACCAUUUGAUUUUCAAACAUUUUUAGUUCAAUUACGUAAAAAGUCUGCAGAUCCAAUAGUGAGAUACAUUCGAUCGUUUUUAAGUUCAUUCAUUAGACAGGGUCACACAUUUACAUCUGAUCAAAGAAUAAAGAUUAUUCUGGAUUUCAAGAUUUUCAUGAAUGAGAAGUUUACAUUGUAUGAACCAUUUGCGUCUAUGGAUCAAAUUGAUUUGGAGAAUUCUCGUGAAGGAUUAGAGAAGUUGAUCAUGAAUCGUUUGCAUGAUUUGUGUUUCCCACCAGAAGUUGUUAAACAAAACUUGUCUUACAUCCCUGAACCUUAUACACUAGAUUUGCAAAAGGACGAGUCUUUCGCUUUGCAAUUGGAAAAGUUUUCUUGGAUCAAUGGGAACCACUUGGAUAUCGAUAUGAAUGAUUUGGCAAACAAAAUUGUGAAAAAUGACCAGUCAUUUCUUGAGUAUGCCAUUACUGAACUAAACAAAAUCAACAAUUACAGAGCACCACGAGAUAAAAUCAUAUGUAUUCUCAAUGCAUGUAAGAUUAUAUUCAGUUAUUUGAAGUUAAGCAAACAAGAAACAAACGCGGAUUCCUUUAUUCCAAUAUUGAUUUUAGUCAUAUUCAAAGCCAAAACGGACCACUUGAUUAGUAACAUUCACUAUAUUGAGAAUUUCAGAGGACAAGAGUGGUUAUUACAUGGAGAAACAAGCUACUAUCUUUCCUCGAUUCAAGGUGCAGUUGAGUUCAUACAAAACAUUACUGCAGAAGAUUUGACAAUCAGUCAAGCUGAGUUUGAUGCCCAUAUGGAAGCCUGGGAUGCCCAGAGGAAACAGAAAGUGCAACAAUUGAAAUUAGUACAACCAAUUCCAACAAUACCUACAACACCGACAGAUGGUACUGGUGAAACAAACUUAAAACCAGAUAUGUCCCAUACUCCAAAUGGACUUUCACCUUCGAAGGUAUUGUUUUCUAGUGCAGAGAUGUUUACAAAAUCCAUUACCAACUUUUUAUCGCCACUGCCACAUUUAUCCGAAUCUGAACCUGAAGAAUUUCAACCACCACCAAAUUCACCACCACCAUCUCAAGACCAGAAUGAUCCUUCAGCUCAAUAUCAACCAUUACCUCCAAGGGAAGAAGAAAUUAAUGCUGAACAAAUGCGGAAAGCCUACGAUACAUUAAUUGAAAUAUUUCCUUCGUUAGAUACUAACAUUUUAAAAGAUGUGAUAUUUAUCAAUCGUGGGAAUAUAGAUGUCUGUAUUGAUGCAUGUUUACAAUUGGUCGAUGGUUGA
Messenger RNA from Candida albicans SC5314, 2298 nucleotides. Its product is annotated as guanine nucleotide exchange factor. Lineage: Eukaryota; Fungi; Ascomycota; Pichiomycetes; Serinales; Debaryomycetaceae. The transcript has a single exon. Gene Ontology annotation, cellular component: endocytic vesicle; cytosol. Gene Ontology annotation, biological process: vesicle-mediated transport. Bases 1 to 2298 code for a protein of 765 amino acids. Gene Ontology annotation, molecular function: guanyl-nucleotide exchange factor activity; small GTPase binding; ubiquitin binding. The record is from RefSeq and is a predicted model, not a curated record.